AUGCUCAAUGGGUCAAGCCCCCAGGCUGGCAAAAUUUGGAAGAAAGCCAAUAUGACCUUCCUAUUUGAUGGCAAGCAAAUGACAGAAACCUUCCUGGUAUGUAAUACCAGAACACACGCUGCUAUCUUAGGAAUCAAAUGGCUGGAACAACAUAACCCUGAAAUCAACUGGAACUCCCAAACCCUUUCCUUUCCCCACACUCUGCCAGAACAUAUUGCCAUUGCCAAGGAGGAGGAGGCCAACCAAGACCCCCUUGAAGGAGUCCCCCUCAAAUACCACCAAUACGCCAAGGUAUUUGGGGAAGAGGAAUUUAAUAAACUCCCUCCUCACCAGCAUUACAACAUUGGGAUAGAACUUACAGAAGAGGGCCCCCUGAAUUCCCCUCUCUACAGCAUGACCAACGCCAAAUCCGCUACACUCAGGGAUUGGCUAAGGGAUGAACUCAAGGCUGGGAAAAUCCGCCCCAGUAAAUCAUCAAUUAGUUCCCCUGUCAUGUUUGUUCCUAAAAAGGAUGGUUCCCAUUGCUUGGUAGUUGACUAUUGUUGCCUGAACAACUGGACUAAGAAAAAUGUCUACCCAUUACCUUGCCCAGACAACCUCAUGGCCCAGCUCUGUGGUGCCAAGGUCUUUACCAAACUGGAUCUACAAUGGGGUUACAACAAUGUCCAAGUCAAAGAAGGUGGCAAAUGGAAGACUGCAUUCCGCACCAAGUAUGGCUUAUAUGAGUCCCUGGUAAUGACAUUUGGCCUGACCAAUGCCCCUGCUGCCUUUCAGCACUUCAUGAACAAACUGUUCAAAGACCUUUUGGAUGUAUGCAUCAUCAUAUACCUUGAUGACAUCUUAAUCUACUCAGAAGAUGAUGCAACCCACACCCAACACAUCCAUGAAGUUCUAAAGUGCCUAUUGGAUAACCAAUUGUUCUGCAAGGCAUCAAAAUGCACCUUCCACGUUAUGUUGGUAGAAUACCUGGGAAUUGUUGUCUCAAAUAAGGGAUUCAGUCUGGAUAAGCUCAAAAUCCAGGCGGUCCAGGAAUGGCCAACACCAACUAGGGUCAAAGAAGUUCAGUCCUUCCUAGGUUUUGCUAAUUUCCUGCAACAAUUUGUUGCCAAUUUCAGCCACAUGGCACGUCCCUUGCAUAAUCUGGUUAAAAAGGAUACGCUGUGGAAAUGGGGUACAAAGGAACAAGAAGCUGUCGUAGACACAAUCGAUACCAGGGAAUUUAUUCCCAUUUUCUCGAAUUUAAACGAAGGCAAACGGACAAUAUUUUCAAUCACGUGA
Rhizoctonia solani is the source of this 1278-nucleotide messenger RNA. RefSeq names its product Retrotransposable element Tf2 protein. NCBI's taxonomy places the organism in Eukaryota, Fungi, Basidiomycota, Agaricomycetes, Cantharellales, Ceratobasidiaceae. Bases 1 to 1278 code for a protein of 425 amino acids. The record is from RefSeq and is a predicted model, not a curated record. The transcript has a single exon.